AUAUAGACAUAGAUCACAUUAUAUAUAGACACAGACCAAUUAUUUGUUUAUUAUUCAUAUAGACUUCGUAGCUGUCAGGCAUUGAAUUUAAAAAUUAUUAAAAAAAAUAUGUGGGUUUUUGGCUAUGGAUCACUAGUGUGGAAAGUUGAUUUUAAAUAUGAGUCAAAAACUGUUGGGUAUAUCAAAGGUUACCUUCGGAGGUUUUACCAACAUAGUAUCGAUCACAGAGGUGUACCAGAAAAGCCGGGAAGAGUGGUAACUUUGAUUCCCAGCAAAGAACACAAUACUGAAGUUUGGGGAGUAGCAUACAAAAUAGCUAAUCAAGACAUAGAAAGUGUAACGAAACACUUGGAUUAUAGAGAGAAAAAUGGAUAUUCUAAGAAAACUGUUACAUUUUAUCCUAAAGACAAUAAAAUUGAACCAUUUGAAAUAACACUCUAUGUUGCAACUAAAGAAAAUGAAUCUUUUGCAGGUCCAGCUUCUAUUGAAGAUAUUGCCAAGCAAGUAGUGAGUUGUACAGGUCCAAGUGGUUCUAAUAAGGAAUAUGUUUAUCAAUUAGCUGAUGCAAUGAGGCAGAUAGCAAUGGGUGCUAAUGAUGAACAUCUUUUUGCUCUAGAAAGGGCUGUGAAGCAACUUGAUACUGAUUAAGGUGCAUAAUUUAAAUAGCCAAUUCAAAAAAAAAAUAUAUAGUUAGUUGACUAGUGUUAUUAGAAGUAAAGAAUUUACGUUCCUCCUACUAAAAGUACAUGAAGAAGCAUUUACCUCAUAAUAUUUUUGCAGUAUAACUUGAGUAUGAUCUUUAGUAUUUAUAGUUAAUGACAAGGAGUUAAUUACUACAUAUUUCUGAACCUCUAAGUAUUAUAAAGUAUGACCAAAACUACUUUAAUGCAAUAUUUCUAGUCUACUUAUUAAAUCUAUGUUCAAUAUCAGAGAGGUUCUGAAUUACCACACCUGUUAUAUAAUAUUGUCCUACUAUCAUGGGAAUUGGUAGCCUGUCCAUGGUGCUUGCUCUAGAACAUAUCACAAUGCACAUUGUUUUAAAAAUAAGCCUGGUUAAUAAUGUCAGCGAUCAUACAAACACAAAAAAGUCCAUAUAGUCUUGUGUUUGUCUUAUAUACAUAAUUGCAAAUAUCAUUAAAUAAACAUGGCCAUGUGUCACCUCGUAUCACUUAACAAGUUUUUAGAAGUGCUGUGUUUAGUGUUCACUAAGAAUAAUUUAAAGAGUAUUUAUAUGUGUUGCAUCAAAUAGAAAUUAUUAUAAAAUAUCCUGGAUUAUAGAUAUAUGUUAAUGUUAUACCAUAAAUUUCUGAUAUAUGAUAGCAGGAAUAAGAAAGCAAAUUUUGGAAUAUAUGAAGAGCAUUUUUUUCCAAAUCAUUGGUAUUAUUUGUAUUAUUGCCAUCAUUAUGAAAACAGAUUGUUUUUGUGAUGCUAGGCUAAAAUAAUUUUUAAAUGUGAUAAUCCAGUAUUUAAUGUUUAGCGCCAUCUAUGAAAGUAAUUUAGAAAAAUAGUAGGUAUUAAAUCUAAGUCGGAAACAUUUAAGUUUCAAAAUAACACACUAGAUGGCGCUUUGAUAAAUUAAAGUUCAUUAAUUGAAUAACAGGAUAUUAACAUUUUGUUAAAACCCACAUAUUGCAUAUUCCUCAAUAAGUUAUAUUUGAAUUUGAAUUGUAAUUAAAAUAUAAAAUACUUCCUUGUUUUAAAAGGUCACUUGAAAAGUUAAACACAAAGUACACAAUGCUGUGAAUUAACAUUCCUAGACAUAAUCCAUUUAAGCUUUGGACUUUCUGUUUAAAGAGAUGUAAUUAUUUAUUUUUAUAUCUAUCAUAAUUUUUAUUAUAUAAUUACUUAAGCAUGCAAAUGUUAUUUAACGUAGAAAUGAAUAUUAAUAACAUGAAAGCAGUAUAUAAUAAGAGUUAAUAACAUCAAGUUACAUUUCAAUUUCUUUUAAAUUUAACACUUUAUAUCAUUACAAUGUUCAAGGACCGAUAACGUGAUCGAAGUAAUUUUCCUGUGAUUACGAUAGCGUGAUAUAUUUAUAUUAUCUGGUGCUUUAGUUAUAUAAUAAAAUUAUUUAGUUUAUA
Pieris brassicae (large cabbage white) is the source of this 2081-nucleotide messenger RNA. Its product is annotated as putative glutathione-specific gamma-glutamylcyclotransferase 2. The transcript is spliced from 3 exons. Gene Ontology annotation, molecular function: glutathione specific gamma-glutamylcyclotransferase activity; gamma-glutamylcyclotransferase activity. Gene Ontology annotation, cellular component: cytoplasm. The coding region runs from base 109 to 648 and encodes 179 amino acids. Gene Ontology annotation, biological process: glutathione catabolic process. Lineage: Eukaryota; Metazoa; Arthropoda; Insecta; Lepidoptera; Pieridae. The record is from RefSeq and is a predicted model, not a curated record.